CCCCCUCGAACGCGGUCGGGGGAGGUUUUUCAGCGCGGAAGUGGGGAGCAGCCCGGGCCGCGUGGCGUGUUCCCUCCGCGGUCUUAUUGGGACUCAUUUCGUGCCCUCGCGUUAUGAAGCAGACUGGGCAGUGAAAAUGUUAGGCAACGCGCUGCGGAGGGUUUCUCGCGCGGUGUCGGACGCGGAGGCGACCGGCGGCGUCGUGUUGACGGUGCUCGUGUCCUGCGCGCUGAGCGUCGUUACGGGUUCCUUCAGCAGUUCCGCGCAUUCCCUGAGCCUGGAGUCCAGCCUGGUCCUCCGCGGACACGUCCACAGACUCCUCACAUACAGCUUCUACCAUAAGGACGUUGCACACCUGUUCCUCAGUAUUGUGGUGCUGGUGAUCUUCUGCAGUGGAUUAGAGAAAGGAAUUGGCACGGUGCGAUUUCUACACCAGCUACUCCUCCUUUCCACCUGUGUUGGCCUGCUGCAUGUUCUCCUGGAGCUGCUCCUGUUUUCUCCGUCAGCCAGGAGCUCUGUUUCAGGCCUAAUCCCAGUUUCUCUCGCCGUGCUGGGCAUGGUGACCAUCAGCUCCCGCAUGCGGAAGGCGCUCCUGCUGGGCGUUAAUGUGCCCACUGCAUCUCUACCCUGGCUUCUCCUGCUUCUAGUCACGCUCUUCGUCCCAAACACUGUGCUCCUGUGCAACGCUGUGGCUGUAGUUAUAGGAGAGAUAUAUGGCAUGGGGUGGUUGUCAGUGUUGGAGAUGUCGGAGUCCAAAGCUUGUGUGCUUGAGAAGAAAAUGCCUUUCAGGUUACUGAAGAAGAUAGCAGGUGUACAGUUCGUCCCCGCAUCUGCCGAGGAGCGAAAAAAGACCCUGCACGCCAUAUGCAGCCCACCACCGGGAUCAUAUCCUGUUCAAGCCUACGCUCCAGCACCCACGUCCACUCCUCAAGCUACAGGGAGCCCACCUAACAGUCUAGAUGGUUGGCCAUACGCAACCUACACCCAACAGAACUACGCGGUGCCCUCACCGUACUCGGGGUAUGGAUUUGGGCGCAGCUUUGGAUCCAGCCAUGGGCAUAGCCACGGGCAUGAUUGUGGACAUUCUCAUGGACAUAGUCACCAGCAUCUGGCCUCCAGUUCGUGGACUCCAGUGGCUCCUCAUGCCCAUUCUCAUUUCAGCCCUCCUGUGAAUAUGGCUGGGCAGUUUUUUGGUCACCUGCCACAGGGAACUGUUGAAGCAACGACUCAAGCUCCUGUGUCGGAGUCUGUGCUGCCUCCUGUGCUGUCCAGUUAGGGCCUUUAAAACCUGACCAAUAAAAGUCUGAAGCACUGUU
This is a messenger RNA of Pygocentrus nattereri (red-bellied piranha), 1316 nucleotides long. It is a transcript of the gene rhbdd2, whose product is annotated as rhomboid domain containing 2. The record is from RefSeq and is a predicted model, not a curated record. Gene Ontology annotation, cellular component: membrane. The transcript has 4 exons. Lineage: Eukaryota; Metazoa; Chordata; Actinopteri; Characiformes; Serrasalmidae. The coding region runs from base 137 to 1276 and encodes 379 amino acids. Gene Ontology annotation, molecular function: serine-type endopeptidase activity.